AUGGAGAGUCCAAAAGCCGAAAAUACCAGCGCCGAUGACGCAAUUUCUCCGACUGAUUCCUCGCCGGCGUUGAAUGUGUUGUGCGCCAUAUGCAACGAGUUCUUUCGUGCCAGUGACAACGUUUGCUACACCAAUAGGUGCGGUCAUGUCUUCCACUUCGUCUGCCUGACCCGCUGGCUCAGAAAAUCGCGCUCCUGCCCACAAUGUCGGACUCCCUGCGGUGAUCAUCCUUUGCCCAGACUUUAUCUGAACUUCACAGAAGUCAGUGCGGAGUGCGAUGAUACACCCAUUGAAGAGAAAUUUUACAAAAUGGAUACGCACUUCGAGUGGAGGCCCAUGAGACUGGGUGAGGAUGAGGAAAGCAGCUCGGAGCUUUCGCAUCUGCCGCCCGACGAAGCCGUUGAGUGUGGAUACGAUGAUGAGGGGGAUCCCGCUUAUGUGGCACGAGCCUACUACGGUAACGAACGAUUGCCGGCCCACUAUGUGCCACGGAAGAAGGUUGCCUAUGCCGGGUGGGACGGAAAGGCAUUCCCUCUAACCGAUGGAGUGGAGUUGCUGGUGCUGAAAGAUUGCGAUCACAAGUGGGUGGACGGGUCGAAUGGCUCAUAUCCGCUGGGUGCGCUGGACACUGGCUAUUCGCAUUGGGGCGAAGUUACCUACACGGGACGCGCUAUGUACAAAGGAGAUAUGCGGCUCGGUAAGGUGCACCCCUCCUAUAAUAAAAUGUUUAUUCCACAUAAGGGAAAGGAGGCUGGCGUUUUAAGGUACCAAGUGCUGGUGCUCACUCCACGGGAGCCUGAUCAACAAUGA
Molecule: messenger RNA, 810 nt
Organism: Drosophila yakuba
Lineage: Eukaryota; Metazoa; Arthropoda; Insecta; Diptera; Drosophilidae
Exons: 1
Coding region: 1-810 (269 amino acids)
Source: RefSeq, a predicted model, not a curated record